AUGCUCAGUGGUCAGGUUUCGUAUUUUUUACAUUUCACGGGGCCAAGCGCGGCGGUGGACACGGCAUGUGCAUCUGGGCUAUCGGCCGUUGCAAUGGGCGAGAUGAAUCUUCGCUAUGGCUGGGACGGCGCUGUAGCUGUUGGUGCCUUGUCUUUGUACGACAUGUGGUCCUACACCCUAGCAUGUCUUCCUGGUGCAAUGCUAAGUGGCCGAUGCCAGCCGUUCAGCAUGAAAGCUAAUGGUUAUGGACGAGCCGAAGGAGUGGGAGCUGUGGCCAUGCGGCACCUGGGGGCUGAUCUCGCUGUCCCUCCACUCGCGGAGCUCCGCGGCAUCGCCCAGAACAGCGAUGGGGCGUCUGUCACUCCUAUCACUCGCCCUUCUCCCAGCCAGCAACUGGAAUGCAUGAGGAUGGUGUGGCGGUCUGAAGCCGCAGAUUGUGGAGCUGUGGAGUGCCAUGGCACCGGCACGCCUGUUGGGGAUCCUACGGAGGUCAACAGUGUAGGUGACAUGGUUAGCCAGCGAGUCUGCAUCGGCGGUGUGAAAGGGAAUAUCAACCAUACCGAGUCCACCGCUGGCAUUGCAGGUCUCAUCAAGAUGGUGAAUGUCGUCCAACAACAAACGAUGUGCCCCCAUGGCGCGGGGCACUGGUCACCGGAGCUGUCAAUCCUGUCCACCAAGCAGAAGGAGCAUUUGAUUCUCUCGACUGAGUGUCAGCAGCUGCGUGAGGGUGCCAGGGCUGCCGGAGUGAACUGCUUCGGGUUCUCUGGCACCAAUGUGCAUGCCCGCAUCUAUCCCGUCGAUGUAGUUUACUGGACUCCAGCUUCCAGAAGCAGGAUUCGCAUGGAGUACAGUUGCAACACGCGAAGCACAGAAUUGACGCUCUUUCUGCUGCGCUCUCGGAGCUGUGGCUGUGGCACUGAGGUUGCACAGAUUCCAGUUAAGCUUGCUCAGUGUUGUGGCUUUCAGGAUCAGGCCGUUCUGGUCUCGAUGCCCCUCCAGGGCAACGGAUUUCCCUCAGUUGGUGGAAACCAGGCGCUGCCCUGUCUGGUGCAGUUCUCAGCCGCGACGCAGAGCGGCCUGGCCGAGAGCAUGGCGGAGGUGAAGGCCAAAGCGUCGAAGCUGGACGCGGACGGCCUGGCCCAGAUCGCGUGGCAGAGCCAGCAGCACUGCCACGACGUCCGGGGAGCCAGUGGCGGCGCCGGCCCGGACCUGCGUCAUCGCAGGGCCAUCGUCGCCAGAAGUCACGAGGAUUUGGAGAAACAGCUGGAUGAUUGCCAGGGGCCUGAUCCGGCUGCAAAGCCCGUGGUGGUGCUGGUUUGUCCUGGCAACGGCUGCCAACAAGCUGAGAUGUCGACCAGGCUGCUGGCCGAAUUCCCGGCAGCGCGCGAGGUCUUGCAGAAGAUUAGCGAAGGUUCUGGCGAAGUCGACUGGCUGCAGCUCUCCAGCGGACAGGACCGGUCCGCCUUCGGUCAACAGGCGCAGUUGUUCAUCUACUCCCUGACCACUACUCAUGUGCUUUGCAAGGCCGGGCUGAGGCCGGAUGCCGUGCUAGGCCACAGCGCGGGCGAGGUGACCUGUGCCUAUGCCGCUGGCGCGCUGGACAUCAACCAGACCAAGGAGCUAUUCCUGGCCAAGGUGGGCGGGCCUGAUGAGGGCGAGGCAGGAGCCAUGGCAGUGAUCCGGAAGAGCGCCGAGGAGGUGAAGGAGAUCCUGCAGUCCUUCAAUGCGACGCUGCCUCCAGACAGGGUGCAAGAAGAAAUUCACCUCGCCGCGGACAACAGCCGGAAGUCCUGCACGGUGAGCGGCCUGCCGGGGUCUUUGGAGAAGGUGAAGGCGUUGGUGGAUGAGGAGUACCAAAGCGAGGGGGUUUGGGUGCCCUUGCAGGUGAGUCGUGCCCACCAUCAUGGAAGGCUGUGCGAGAAAGCAGCUGAGGCCUUCCAGGACCGCUACCGAAAUGGCCCCUCCGCCAGCGACUUUUGCUGUGACUUUUUCUCCACCGUCCAUGGCAGGAAGAUCGAGGCUUCCGAGCUCACUGUCGACUACUGGAAGCGCCACACCUUGCAGCCUGUGCUGUUUCGACAGCCCUGCCUGGCUCUUCUGAGGCAGUACCAGGCCACCAAGCGGCCGAUCGUGUUUGUGGAGCUCCGGCGGCAGAACGUGCCGAGCAUCCUGGCGGCAGCGGAGGACCUCGGCAUGAAGGACCGGAUCCACGUCCUGGUUUUAAGCGACCCGAAGGUGGACGUAGCUUCAGGCCUACCAGCAGCGAUUGCCAAGCUCUGGGAGUGGGGCCUGCCCUUGGAUGUAUCCAGUGUCUUCCCGCACGUCUUACCACAGCACUUUCCUCCCGAGCUCCGGUACUUGCCGCGACCCCACUUCUGUCGCCAGCCGGCUUUCCAGAAGCAAGACGCCCUGUGCGAGGCGGAGCAGAAGGAUGCCUCGCAGGCCGUGUCUGUGAAACCCCCUGAGCCCAGAGCCUCUGGGCCUGAGGCUGAUGCUUGCAGCAAGUGCGCCGCAGCUGCCAGCCCUGGUGUUGAAAAACAUUGGAUGGAUUUCAAAACAGAUCCCAUCCUGUACCAGCAUCUCUUCAAAGGCAACUAUUUGGUUCCGGGAGCCGUCUUCUUGAAGGAUCUCAUAGAGGCCGGGCAUGGCAGCUUUGAGUACCGGUUCCUCCAGCCUUGCUUCGUUCAGGGAGGGUCAGCCUGCGUAUGUUACCGCAGCAACGACGAGGGCCACUUCUACGUCAAGAGCUCCGACCUCACGGUUCACCUUGCAGAAGGCGCUCUGGAUCCUGACUGCGACAGCCGACAUCCGGAGGAGUGGAAGCAACUGCUGCAGCAGCUUCGAAGCCAGUCGUGCCGAGAGGUGCAGGUGCAGGCGACGGAGCUCGGACGUUUGCUGGAGCAGGGUGGACUACACUUCGGUGAGGACUUGGCGAUACAGGGCCGGGUCCGAGUUCAGGAGCAUGGCCAGGAUGGGUCGUGUUUUGGCCUGUCAACAGUGCAGUGUGUCGGUGGCCUUUGCCCAAGCGACCCACAUGCCAGCUCGGGCGCCGUCCUUGUCGACCAGGCCAUCCAGACCUGCUUGGGACUGUGCCUGUGGCAGCUUCCACCCGGCGCUGCCGACCACGGCGCGUUUCCAACCAUGGUGGAGAAGUUUACCGUGUAUCACCCAGCCAUGUUCUCACGCUACCGCCGUCUCGUCCUAGUAGUGGAGGCGAAGCCCUUUUUGCAGUCGACCAUUUGCGGUUCUUUCGCGCUUUUUGCUGGAGAUGGCACUUUGGUGGCAGAGGGGCAUAACGUCCGCGGCAAGCUGAUGGGGUCCAAUGCCCUGCCGCCGGAACGUCUGACCUGGCAGGUGAAGCCGACACCUUUGCCACGUGCUGCAUCCGCGUUGCCCACAGGGUCUGGCAGAAAGGCUCUGGUCCUUUACACGGAGCAGUCCGUGAUGACGAAGGUGUUGGAGAAGGACUUGUGGCCUGUGCAGGAUAUGAUCUUGGUUCCUCUCGCGCAAGGAUCGCAAGGCGAGGGCUUGAUUCUCCGGGUGGCGAAGGAGCUGCAGCGGGCCGGGGUGAAACCGGAGGAGCUGCAGUGGGUCAUCUUCGAGACCCAGGGAAUUGACCCGCAGCAAGAGCAUCUCACCCCAGCUGUGGUGCAGGUGUUGUAUGACCAGCUCAGGGAACAGGCUGACAGCUUUUGCAAGCUGUUGCGCUGGGCCAACCGCAACAAGAGGGUCCACUUCCUGGUCAUCACCAAGAACAGCCCGCAGUUCGCAGAUUUCACAGAGCUGUCAGAGGCAAGAACGGAUCUCAGAGGCUCCGGCCGAAGGGAGGUGGGACAGGGCAUGUUUGUGGGCAUGGUGAAGUCUCUCGUGAACGAGGGUGUGGAUGUCCACUGCUUCGAGCUAGCGGAUGAGAGCGACAAGACCGUCGCGACCCUGGUCAAGGAGAUGCAGAGCCCACGUGACGACUGCACCGAACUACUGAUCCGCGAUGGGCAGCCGCACCGCCUCGAACUUCUCCCACUCAGCGUCAGCUACGACAGACUGCGAGGGACCAACCCGGUGCGGAAGGAUGGCGUCUACUUGCUCACGGGUGGUGCCAAGGGGAACAGCUUCAGCGCGGUCAAGGUGCGGGUGCUGGCGAGGAUGGGGGCCUCGAAGCUGGUCGUCGUGGGAAGAAGUCCUGCCGACGAAGCUUUCCGCGCUCUGAUGUCGGAGAUGCAGCACUGCGGCACCGAGGUGAUUCCGGUCCAGGCUGAUGUGACAGAUCAGGCGGCCUUGGGAGAAGCCCUGAACAAGGCUGGCAUCCUCGACAAGGAUGUCCGUGGCAUCUUCCACGGUGCUGCGAGCUUCGACGGCGACAAGCUCUUCCAGAAUGUCAGUGACGAGGACUUCGAGAGGACGCUGAAGCCAAAGCUGAAAGGCAGUCUGGAUCUCCUGGGCUUAGCCCAGAAGAGGGAGUGGGAACUGGAUCUUGUGGUCUACGACUCCUCCGUGGUGGUUGCGCUGGGAAACCUGGGGCAAGUGGCAUACGGAGGAGCCAAUGGAUUUCAGGCCGAUCUGGGCUGCUGGCAAGCGCUGGCGCGGUGGAACGGCACCUGCCAAGUCAUCAACUGGACCGUUCUCGCGAAUGUGGGCAUCAUGCACGACCAGAAGCGUCUCCAGAAGCAGCUGGAGGAGACGAGGGGCUUCGCUGCCAUCAACGUUGCGACCAUCGAUCUCAUGUUCGAGGCCGCGCUGCGCUCGGGGCUCCCGAUGCUGACCGUCGCCACCUUCGACCGGGAGAAGCUGCCAACGCUCUCGCUGGCGAGCAAACCUCCCGUGGCGGGCCGCUUCCGGACCGUCAUGGCGAGGUAUGGCCUCGAAGAGCCAGGCACACCAUCUGCAGCACACGAGCCCAGCGCGGAGGACGAGAAGGUCCCGGUGAGGGCAGCCUCGACAAGGGAGGCAAUCCCAGCAGGGGCGUCGGCAGAGGCGCCGCUGGCAGAGGUGCCGGUGGCCGUGAACCCGAGUGCAGCGGGCUCGGCCGUCUGUGGGGCCGGGGCGCGCCCGACGACUUCAGGAGGGCCCUUGUCGGAGGGCAUGCUGCGGAUCUUCCGCAAGGAUCUUCCGACUUUGGACGUGGAGGCAUCACUCCUGGACCAGGGCCUCGACUCUGCCUUGGCCAUUGACUUCCAGCAGCAGCUGAAGAACAUCGGUGCGGAGGUCCAGCUGGACCAGCUUCUCGCCGACCAGCCCGUGUCCGUGCUGCUCACGGCACUCCAGGUGGAUCGCAUCGAUUGA
Messenger RNA from Symbiodinium sp. CCMP2456, 5280 nucleotides. The record is from the annotation of a GenBank genome assembly. Lineage: Eukaryota; Dinophyceae; Suessiales; Symbiodiniaceae.